This is a messenger RNA of Exophiala mesophila, 4269 nucleotides long. RefSeq lists its product as uncharacterized. The transcript has 2 exons. The coding region runs from base 867 to 3662 and encodes 931 amino acids. The record is from RefSeq and is a predicted model, not a curated record. Gene Ontology annotation, biological process: nuclear-transcribed mRNA catabolic process, deadenylation-dependent decay. Gene Ontology annotation, cellular component: cytoplasm. NCBI's taxonomy places the organism in Eukaryota, Fungi, Ascomycota, Eurotiomycetes, Chaetothyriales, Herpotrichiellaceae. Gene Ontology annotation, molecular function: mRNA 3'-UTR binding.
CAUUUUUUGACAUUUCUAACUCCAUCUUCCUGGUGCAUUUCUGGCCGUGGUGGUUCUUGUCAGGCCGUGUAACCCGUGCAUUACAGCGCCGCCCAUAUCCCCCUCCACCUUGUGCUCUUGCAGCCAAAGUUGUGUUUGUCUCUCGUCUCCCACGGCCGUCUCCACCCUUUCAUCAGCCAUUCUUCUCCUCGCUUUCAUUCCGCCCUCACCGCAAGCCGACACGUCGAGCCACACAUCUCCCCAGAUUUGUUCUUGACCUUGCACAAACACACCCGUCGACGCAGCAUUCCACACCGGCACUCUCCUGGCGUAUCCCUUGCUCCAUGCGCAAUUCGCUUUCCACGCCCAUGUCUGCUGGCAGAUCCUCCUCCCUUCCUUUGCGCCCUCACCUCGACUUCCUGCAACCACCCGUCAGCCUAGGAUCAUGAUUCCCUGUUGCCCUACGGUUGCCUGCUGAGAUUGUACCAGCAUUUGGCUGGCGAGCGAAGGGGUACAUGAUCCCGCCAGUCCUUAUUUCUCGCCCAUCCCACUUCCUCCUUCAACUUCUCGCCCUCCUUCCGCCUCGAUCCUUUUCUUCCCUUCUCACCACUUUUUGAUAAUCUCUCUUGGUUGUACAUCGACCCUCAACAUAUCUUGGAACAUAAUUUUGUGUCUCACACUGUCGACAUACUUUGUGGCAUGUGGCAUACCGGGUCGUCGUCGCCCAACACCAUUUCUACUGCGGAAAACUUGUCCAUUUCCGCCUUGUCCUCAUACCCGCUAUCUUGACAAGGACAACUGCCCUCGACAAGAUUGCUCACUCGAAUAUUCAACCCCUAUAUAACUCUCAUCCAGCCCGCCUGGCGUGUAACCGCCCGCUGCGCACCAUGGACGCUGGCACCGCUGUCGAUGCUGUCAGUACAGGCACCCCCGACCGGGUUCCACUUUCCGCUAAUCAAGCCCGUGAACAGGGUCGACAUGGACGAGCAUCUGUUUUCGAACGCUCCACCUCAUCGAGGCCUGCGCUAGGUGGCACCUCGGACUAUGAACUUGGAAAGUCACCCUGGGACUCUUCCCGCCGCAUUUGGGGGACAAACCAUUCCUUGAUCGAUGACUUCGACGCUGACAGAGUCCGACAUGACCCCCCGGCCCCGUCUUUUGCAUACAACAACUUUAUUAACCAAAUGCCCACCUCGCCGACGAACCAAAUCCCCUCGGCAAAUUCAACACACCAAGCCAAUGGCGCCAACUCGAUCUUCUCCUCAAGUGAACAUGACGAGAAUACUUCCUCAACCAAGCCUCCGUGGACUUCGAUGUCCACGCUCGCAGGCCCCAUGUCCAGAUCAAAGGGUUUACCUUUGUCACCAACACAGCAACGCCAGAAUCUUGGUCCUAGCCCUCACCAAGAUUCGCGCAACACUCCGGAGCCUCCAAGUCUGUUCAUGGGAAGCGCCCCCGAUGUGGACGAUCGCUCCAACGGCGAUGUCCACUCUCCACAUCGACGAUCCAGCACCAUCACUUCGCGUCUAAUUCAAUCGCCUACAAGCGCCGGACCCUUUGAUCGAAAUCGUUCGGCCCAUCAGCCUUAUGGAGUCGACACCAAAGAAUUUGGCGGACGCGAGGCUUUCGGUGUUGGGCUAGCCUCCGCCUCAAAUGGGAAAAUCUCGAUGCCCAUAAAUUAUACUAGCCAGAGUAACAUGACCACCCCUUACAUUCAUGAUUCAUAUGGCUUUGGAAGGCAGCCUUCUUCGCAGACAGUAAAAGGUCCAGACACCUUCGCAUCUACUUCUUCUCCCUAUGGACACAACAACCGAAGCCAUCAGACUGCUGCCCGAGCCGAACCUUUUGCAUCGCCUUCGGGUCAGAAACUUACUAGUGUUCAACGGUCUCUACAAGCUCUGAGCAUCGAUCAAGCACGGCAAAGCACCGAGUUCGUUCCUGGACGUCGUUUCCCGCCAGUACACGCAGACGCACUCAAUGGCAUGGCACACAACCAAGGCCGCGGCCAGGCGUUACCAGAGCCGCGUUACCCUCUGAUUGACAGUGCCCACCAACCCUACUCAAGUCCCGGACCGUUCGAGUCUCAGCGUAUUGAGUCUCAUAAUCUGGCUCAAUACCCCGGUAUGACUUAUGGCUCGCGAGGGGCCUUCUCCUCCAUGUCUAGCGAUCAGCAUAGCAACGUGCAGAGCCCGUAUUAUUCUACCUCAGACACACCCCCCACGGGGCCUGACUCCAUACGCAGCAACUCGGCCAACGGUGUUCCUAAUCCCGCAUCAUACGCCGAUCAGCGCAUGCUGGAUCACAAACUACGCAGCCUCGAUCCCAUGAGGUAUGAGGCCAGCCCCUACACCAUUGGCCCUUUGCAUACCCAUUAUCAAGGAUCCCCUUAUGAUGCGGCCAGCCCUGGUUUUGGCAUGCGACCGACGACAAUCGCCUCGCCGUAUCCUGGUUCCAACUAUAGCAAUGGCAACGGAUAUGCUCCAACAUCACGCAUGGGCAUUCGUGAUGUGGAUCAAAGCUCCAGCGUUUGCAGUCAGCUCCUGGAAGAUUUUCGCAUGAAUAGUAAAACAAACAAGCGGUAUGAGCUCAAGGACAUAUACAAUCAUGUUGUGGAGUUCAGCGGGGAUCAACAUGGGUCCCGCUUCAUUCAACAGAAGCUAGAGACGGCCAAUAGUGACGAAAAGGAACAGGUCUUCAAGGAGAUCCAACCAAACCUGUUGCAGCUGAUGACUGAUGUGUUUGGAAAUUAUGUUAUCCAGAAAUUGUUCGAACAUGGUAAUCAGUCGCAGAAGAAGUUGCUUGCGAACCAGAUGAAAGGCCAUGUACUCCAUCUUUCGAUGCAAAUGUACGGCUGCCGAGUUGUACAGAAGGCUUUUGAACAUGUGUUGAUCGACCAGCAAGCGAGCUUGGUCAAAGAGCUCCACGGACCGAACCUGCAGAUAUUGAAGGUGGUCAAAGAUCAAAAUGGCAACCACGUGGUCCAGAAGGCGAUUGAGCGAAUUCCAGGCGAACAUAUUCAAUUCAUUGUGGACGCACAUCGCGGCCAUGUCAUGAAGAUGUCGGCCCACCAAUAUGGCUGUCGUGUGGUUCAACGCAUGCUGGAGUACUGCCAACCGAACGCCAAGAGAAUGAUCCUGAACGAGCUCCUAGAAAACAUUCAGCCUUUGAUCCUUGAUUCGUACGGCAACUACGUUGUGCAGCACAUCAUCGAGGGCGGGGAGCUGCAGGACCGUCGUAGGAUUGUCAACAUCGUCCUGUCAAAUCUGGUCAACUUCUCCAAACACAAGUUUGCGAGCAACAUUGUGGAAAAGAGCAUCGAAUGCGCCGAUUCCGACCAACGUAUGGCGAUUCUCCGAGGGCUUACUGCGCCGGACUCGAAUGGACGAACCCCAGUGAUGGAUCUGAUGAGUGAUCAAUAUGGAAACUAUGUCUUGCAAAAGGUGCACAAGAGCCUGCAAGGCGCCGAGCUGGCCGCGCUGGAGGCGGACAUGAAAAGUCACUACCCGAUGCUUCGGAAGACGAGCUAUGGAAAACAGGUAACGGCGAUCGAGAAGCUUCUGUUCGGCGGUCCAUUGACGCCGAGUGGAACGACGAGCAGCCGCAGCUCACUCUUGCCCAGCACAAAUGGCAGCAUGUCGGUGAGCGGCACAGUCUCUUCACUAGAACAGCUCCAUCGGAAGUAAGUCAAAUCCCCAUGGCCAAUGCCUGACAGCUUGAACCCUGAGGCUCCGUGGGAUGGGUAUGGUUUUGGGUGGCAAUGGUGCCUGGGUGGGCAUGGGCGGGACAUAUCGGUGGUGUACACAAUUUCCCAAAUUGAAAGAAUGUUCUCGUUGCAGAUUUGGAAUCAUGCAACAAAGGAUGCACACUGCAUGGUUGGGAAAUUGAGGUAUAUUUUGUGUUUGAUCAUCACCCAAGGAGUUUGAUGAGAAGGUCCUAUUGAUAUAGGCAUGGACGCAUGUGGGCGAGAAUGGAACGUGGCAGAUGCCACAGAUUGGACGGAUGAUCUAGGAAGGAAUGUUAUUUUCGAUACGCUUGACGACAACGGAUGGCUGUGGAUACCCAGGAAUCGGAACAUGAACGAACAGGUGUUGGGGAUUUGCGGCGAACAGCAUGGUACAUAGUCAGCAAGCGGUACAUGGGAUACUCGACAUAUGGAAGUGCCAUUGGACGAUUUCGACUGCUCUGAGAGCAGGCGAGCUUUUAUGGAUUGGAUUUUGUGAUUCGGGAUACUGUGAAGCAUUGUUCAAAGUUAGACGCAUAGUGAAUGAUUACAGUACACUGUUAACCUGG